AGCGAUUUUCAUAUCAUAUCAUGAAUAUUUGUAUACUCUCGGCCCUUGUCAGAAGAUCGCGGUAUCAGAUCAGUUCUUGAGAACAUCACAAAACCACUGGCUUCUUUGAUAAGAAUCGAUGGAAAACGAGACGUCAAACUCUGCCGCUUUUGAAAAUUACGCCAUUGCAGAGAACGGCGAUGUGGGCAGCUAUGGAACGAAUCAUGAUGAUGGCGCAACGGAUGUUGACACGCAAUGCGGCUAUGGAGACUGUAAGCCCGCCUGCUUACAGAAGUGCCACAACACUAAGACAGCUUUGGUAGUUCUAUCUAUUUUCGCGAUUAUCCAAGGGUUUGUCGUAAAUGGGAUCAACAACUCAAACACGACCUCCAUGGAAAGGAGAUUUGGCUUCUCGAGUCUUGAGGUCAGUUUUAUAUCGGCUUCCUACGAUAUCUCCGCCGGGCUUUUCGUUAUACCCAUUGGAUACUAUGGCCGACUGGGUCACAAGCCGCGGUGGCUGGCCACCGCCUGUCUGAUUAUGGGGGUCGGAUCCUGCGUGAUGUUCCUACCACAUUUUAUAACCGGCCCGUACGAAUUCAGUCAGGAUGCUGGGAAUCUGUGUUCAGGGAACAGCACGCUAUGUUCUACAAGGACCGACAUACCCGGCGGGAUGUAUCUCCAUCUUGCCAUAUUAGUCACAGGGCAGUUCCUUCACGGUAUAGGUGGCACCACUCUUUACACACUUGGAAUAAUCUGGUUGGACGACAACGUGAAGCUGCAUCAGUUACCGCUGUAUGUCGGUAUAAUGGAAGGGUGUUCUGCUCUUGGGCCAGCCAUUGGAUUUGUACUGGGAGGACUGUUCCUUGAUUUCUAUGUCGACUUUGACAUUAUUGAUACGAACAAAUUGACCCUGGCAAAUACCGACCCGCGCUGGGUGGGUGCUUGGUGGAUAGGGUUCAUGCUGUCGGGAAUCCUAGCAAUUCUAUGCAGCCUUGUCGUCUACUGCUUUGGAUGGGAGAUGCCAGAAGCAGCAGAGAAUCGCAAAGGAAGAAUCUCCCAGGUGCACAAUGAUGGAAGCGAGAAACUCGCCAUGAAACCAGGGUUUGGCAUGACAUUGAAAGACCUCCCGAAGUGCACCUGGUUACUGCUGAAGAACCCCACCUUCAUGCUGUUGAACUUAGCAGGGAUAACGGCCAUGCUACUCGUCAUGGCGUAUGCUACGUUCAUGCCAAAGUUUGUACAGAACCAGUUUCAGCAGACGGCGUCUUGGUCGGCCCUUCUGACGGGUUUCGUGGCAAUUCCCGGCAUCGCGGGCGGACAGCUGAUGGGGGGCAUCAUUCCCGCCAAAAUGAAGCUGAAGGUCCGUGGCAUGAUAAUACUCUCCGUAGUCUCCUUCGCCAUCUGUCUCCUGCCAAUGCCCGUGUUUUUUGCUAGAUGUUCGCCUACCAGUUCAGCGGGGAUAAAUGCUUUCUAUGGCAACAGUACCAUCCCACUCCCAGAAGGGAAUGUAAACUUGACAGCCCCGUGCAAUUCUGGCUGCGACUGCUCAACCAAAACGCGGGAACCAAUCUGUGGAGCUGAUGGUGUAGAGUAUUUCUCAGGGUGCUAUGCUGGUUGCGGUGGGAUAAGCUACACUGGCACAGGGGACGCUCAAACUAAGAAUUUCACCAACUGUGCGUGCAUUGCACAAAACGUAGCAAGGAAGGUAGCUUCUACGAGAGCCGAGCAAGGUCGCUGUCCGACUAACUGUGAUUAUCUCAUUCCAUUUCUAUUGCUGAUGUUUAUCAUAUCAUUUGCCAUGAUAUUGCCGCUGACGCCGUUAGUUACUGUCACUUUAAGGGUGGUUCCAGAAAAUCUCCGUGGAUAUGCUCUUGCCGUGCAAUGGGUUUUCAUGAGAUUUUUUGGCAGUUUUCCCGGCCCAAUUAUCUUCGGGUUGGUGUUGGACAGCUCCUGUAUCGUCUGGCAAGACCGCUGCGGCGAGCGCGGAUCAUGCUGGUAUUACGACAGCUUCAGAAUGGGGUGGACCGUCUUCGCAUUCUCCAUAGCGACGGGGAUAGCAAGUUUGAUAUUCAUGGCCUUGGCAGUGUAUGCUUACAAACCUCCGCCUGGUGAGCAGGACGGCGUGAUGAUUGAGUCCUCGUCACAAUCCAAGAAAACAGGGAUGGAAAUCGGGGAUGACGCACAAACUUUUGACAAUGACAUGAAGGACACUGAUUUUGUGAAUAAUUCUGAAAAAGGUGAUGACAGUAGCGUGAAGGGAGAGGACAAUAUGGUAUUUUCGUCAACGAGUCUUUGAUGAUUAGAUGUUCUCCACAAAACGAUGUUGGUUAUCGUUCGCUUUCAAUCCGUCUACUCAAUCCACUGUAUACUCUAAAGCUGGUCGACACGAUCAACAUGGCACAUGUACGCCUCGGCCUACAAGUGAUGGCAACUUGUUUAUGACCACGUCAUUGAUUAUAAUGGCCUAUACGCCGUUUAUAAAAAUUUGUACUUGAGUUUGAAACUUUCUAAUCGUGUAAAUAUGUAUCAAAUAUAAAUUUCAGUAUUGCCGAUGUGAAGACAGAUAUGCAAAUACUACGAAUACAAAAUUUCAGCAAAUUCGUUCGAAUAAUAACUGCACUAU
This is a messenger RNA of Lineus longissimus, 2602 nucleotides long. Its product is annotated as solute carrier organic anion transporter family member 4A1-like. Gene Ontology annotation, biological process: transmembrane transport; sodium-independent organic anion transport. Gene Ontology annotation, molecular function: protein binding. The transcript is spliced from 12 exons. NCBI's taxonomy places the organism in Eukaryota, Metazoa, Nemertea, Pilidiophora, Heteronemertea, Lineidae. The record is from RefSeq and is a predicted model, not a curated record. The coding region runs from base 119 to 2275 and encodes 718 amino acids. Gene Ontology annotation, cellular component: plasma membrane.